Pezoporus occidentalis (night parrot) is the source of this 1863-nucleotide messenger RNA. RefSeq names its product lines homolog 1 (gene LINS1). The transcript has 6 exons. The record is from RefSeq and is a predicted model, not a curated record. Lineage: Eukaryota; Metazoa; Chordata; Aves; Psittaciformes; Psittacidae. Bases 442 to 1689 code for a protein of 415 amino acids.
AUUGAUACGUAGGUGGGAAGAUCUUUAGAAUAUCUUACCAGCUGGAAGAGCUGUUUUCUUCCAUUGAAAAGAAAGGGAAAAUGUAACAUUUAAAUAAAACCCAACGACGGUCAGAUGGUUUCAGGAGUCUACCUGGCUGAUUAUGCCAGACUGAAAGAUGGGGAUCCUAAAAGCAUGUUGUUUUUAAACAGUGAAUUUGUAGUUUCAAAAUACGUUUAAUAAUGGUACUGUGAACUUCAAAAAUGUGUGGUGCUCUUUUGUAUCUUUCUUGUUAUCAGUUCAGUAAUAGCAAAAUAUUCCUUUCUAGGUAACUUAAAAGAGAAAUGCCUGAUAGUGCUUCUGUUUCUCAUUGGAUAAAAAUAACCUCGAAGCUUAUUUGCAAUGAUGAUGAAUAACCAGUGAAGACAUACAGCAUUUUCUGAAAUAUUGAAUGUUCUCAUCAUGAAGAUCUCUCUUCUGCAGCAGAUGUAUAAGGACGUGCUGGUUGGCAUUCCACUGACAAAGGAAAGCCACCAUUAUACCUCUCUACUUAAUCCGUGUGUUGAACAGUCAGCAGAAGGAGAUGAAUCAUGUCAUCGGAUGCAUCUGUCAUCUACUAAUGGUGGUAUUGGGAGCCACCAGGACACUGAGAUGCCAGGUGCAGUUGUCACUACGACAGAUGAUGUAUCAAAUAGCUUUGCAAACUUGAGCUCUUCAUUUUGUCCACGAGAAGUGAUGCUGCUUCAGUUAACCUUGAUCAAGAUGAUGGCUGCUAAAGCAGAGUCCCGGGAAACAGAGUUCAGUAUGAGACAGAAGUACUGUGAGAUCGUUGUCCUUCUUCUGAAGGAGGCAAAAAUUGACUCAAAAUUGGUUUGUCUGCUCGGUAGUUGUGAUCAGCUGUUAUCUCACAUGGCUUCAAGAAGUUUAGCUUCUCUUGUGUAUUUCCAGCUGAAGGAAGAGAACACAUUGAAUGUCACCUGGCUGACCUUCAGUUUGAAGACUCUUUCAGGAUUCUCUGUGAACACCCGGGUAGCACAAUGUCUGUGGACCCUUACAGCUAUUGUCAAGGACAUACUGAAAGAUAAAGCUUUGCCUAAAGCAGGUAUUUUCAAGAAGUUGUUGGCUCCCCUUGAUGCUGUGCUGGAAGGAUUUUAUAAUUCCAUUCUGUUCCAUCGCUUUGACAGUCACCACUAUGCUUCACCUUAUUCUGAAGAUACAAACACUUUGGUCAGUUUUAUAGAUCUACUUGAAGCACUUCUGGCUUCCAGAAUUGAAUUAGAACCACUCAGAUGCCAGAGAAUAUUGUUCUUGAAAGUGUCUCAUGUCCUGGAUGUCAUUAGCUCACCAGUUCACUAUUUAAUCAAGAAGAAGUUAAUUUUGCUCCUUAAAAAAUGUGUCCUUUACAAGCCUAGAGAAGAUGCUAAAUGUGGAUCGCUCUUUUUCCAAACACCAUCUUUACAUGAGGAUAUGCUUGCACUGAGUAAUGCUGUCCUGCAGCUUGUGGAUUUGACUUGGCUUAAUCAGAUCCCACUCAGUGAAAAGGCCAGCUACUUUGGAGGCAGUGAAGCUGCUCCUGGAGGUAGUACUCCAGGUGGUCCUGACCAAACUGUUCUCAGAGCCUUAAGUCUGGUUGUGCUUAAAGCAUUGGAAUUCAAGUUUGAGAACUCUACUACAGAAACUGAAAUCAAAGGAGUGAAGUGUUUAGAGUGAGGGGGAAAAUUAAGAUUUGCAGGGAAAAUACUCUUAUGUUAAUCAUUCCAGCAAGGACUUCAGACCAUCUCAAGAAGGAGACUUCCAGAAUUCCAUGUCCCAGCUGUUGAUGUUCUGGAUGAAUCAUCUGAAGUCUUCCCCACAGUCUCGCCCAGUUGUACAUCACUGUGAAUG